This is a messenger RNA of Stegodyphus dumicola, 2130 nucleotides long. Its product is annotated as cytochrome P450 18a1-like. Gene Ontology annotation, cellular component: cytoplasm; intracellular membrane-bounded organelle. Gene Ontology annotation, molecular function: oxidoreductase activity, acting on paired donors, with incorporation or reduction of molecular oxygen, reduced flavin or flavoprotein as one donor, and incorporation of one atom of oxygen; heme binding; iron ion binding. Lineage: Eukaryota; Metazoa; Arthropoda; Arachnida; Araneae; Eresidae. Gene Ontology annotation, biological process: xenobiotic metabolic process. The record is from RefSeq and is a predicted model, not a curated record.
AGUAUUUUUUUAUAAAUUUUUCAAAAUUAUUUUUGCAUUAUAAAAGUGAACAUAAUAUGCGCUUUGUAUUUUGUUCAAUGAAAGUAAAAAUACUUCUUAACCUGUCUUUUUACAGAAGAGAAAAAUAUCUGCCUAAAUGGUAGAAUAUUCUUGUUUCUUGAAGAAAUGACAAAAAUAUUCUUUCCCUCUUCUCUUAAAUUCAGAAGAGGUGGUUUUUGUUUUUGUUUUGUUUUUGUUUUUGUUUUUUAGUUGUUGUUGUUAACCAGUGUCAAGCAAAGAUAAGUUUUUCUUUUAGCCUUUAUUGAAAUAAAAUAAUGUGAAAAGAAAAGUAAAAUUCCUUUACUUCAAUUAAAAUAUGUACACAUUUGGAACACAGAGGAAAGAAUUACCUGAAUUUUGUAUUGGCUAUGUCGUCCUAAAUACGGAUUUGAAAACCUAGGCAUUUAAGCUACUAACUGUGAAAGAAGAAAGUAUCUUUUAAAAUCACAACAUAUAUUACGGAGAGCUCGUAAAACAUCUGCGUAUUCUACUUAUAUACCUUUUACUGUCUUUUAUCUCUGAAAUUUUGCGUUUUUAUGAUAGAUACAAAAUUAAUUUUUAUGUUUUGUGUAUGUACAAUUUUAUGUUGUGUAUGUACAAUUUUAUUUUAUGUAUGUGCAAAAUUAAUUUUUUGUGUUGCGAAAGGUUUUAUAAAAUGUUUUAGUCUUGCCAAAUCUAAACUAGUAGAAUAGCAAUAAUAUGCCGAGUUUUUAAAGGUUUUAACACUUUUUUCUCCUUGCAGACACCAAUGCAUUUAAUGGUCUACCUUGGAAGAAGCAGAGGAAAUUUAUGCUGCACGCGCUUAAAGGUUUAAACUUUGGAAAAUCUCGUAUGGAAAACCUGAUCAAAGAAGAAAUCACUGAUCUAAUGGAAUAUUUUGAGAAGACUGCUGGAAAGCCGACAGAAGUAGGAUCCAACUUAACUUCAAGUGCAUCCAGUAAUAUUGCCGCUUUACUAUUUGGGAAGCGCUUGAAAUAUGAUGAUCCAAAGCGAGUUAUGUUAAACAGCUGUUUACAGGAAGCCAACAAACUAUACAGUCAAACAUCUUGGCUACUAUUCUAUCCUUGGGUGGUAAAGGUGAUGAAAUUUCUGCACGUUGGAGAUGUGGGCGGCCUUUUCAGAGUAUAUGACAGUAUGAAGGAAUAUGUAAGUAUACAAAUAAAAGAACACGAAGAAACAUUGAACGAAACUAAUAUUCGGGACUUUAUUGAUGGAUACUUAGUAGAAAUUCAUAAAAGGAAUGAUUCAGCAUUUUGUAAGCCAGUUCUUGAGGAUACUGCUGUAGGGCUUCUAAGUGCUGGAAGUGAAACUGUUCGUUUAACAUUAGAUUGGCUAAUGUUAACUAUGGCAGCCUACCCAGACGUACAGGAAAAAAUUCAGUUUGAAAUUGAUAAAGUUAUUCCUCGAGGUACCUUGCCCGCUUGGAGAGAUAGAAAGAAAUUGCCUUACAUCGAAGCCACCAUUAUGGAACUCAUGCGUUGGAGAACUAUCAUACCCUUAAAUAUUCUAAGAUAUACCCUCGAAGAUGUGGAAUUUCAUGGGUAUUUCAUUCCAAAGCAUGCUUUUGUCUUAUCCAACUUAUGGGCAAUUCAUCAUAACCCGCAAUACUGGGGAGAAGAUGCUGAAAAGUUUCGCCCAGAAAGAUUUUUAACAGAAGACGGUUUACGCAUAAAGAAAUCAGAGUAUUUUAUACCAUUCUCUAUUGGUCAAAGAUCUUGUCCUGCUGUACCAUUAGCUCGUAUGGAAAUUUUCCUAUACUUUACCUCAUUUCUUCAAAAAUUCAACAUAAGUUUACCAGAAGGAGAAACACCUGAUUUCGACGGAGAACUCGGAAUUGGUCUUGCUCCGAAGCCACAGAAAUUAAUUUUAAGGAAGAGAAAUUAACAUAUUUAUAAGUUUUUUAUGUUAAAAGUUUUGAAAGAAUUAUGUGGAAGGUUAUAAAAAUGCAGUUAAGGUCAAAAAUAACAUUUUCGGUUAUAUUUAUAAUUUAAGUGCAUUAAAUAUUCCUAAAUGUUAUUUCUUCGAAAUUUCAUCUUUUCUAAUGUUAAAUAGUAUAAAUCUUAUAAUAAACACUCCUAUAAUUAUUUCUUU